AACGUCCUGUGUGUGUGUGUUUCACUGCGUGUGUUUGUUACAGAGUAUGAAAACGGACGCUACACAUUUCAGGGCAAAAGCCUCCUUCAAGAAUCAUGUCAAUCAAGAAACAAGCAAAAACUAUCUGCAUCAUUAGCGCAAUUUUUGUGUUCUUCUUCUGGUAUUACUACUACAUUACAGGACGUAACACGGACUAUAAAAAACCAUUUAUUAUAUACCCUAAAAUAAAAAAAACAAAGUUUCCGACUGCAUGUGGCAUACGAGUGGAAAAUAAUCCCAUGCUUAAAGUCGACAAUCUCAAAACAUACCUGCUCGGCUCCUACAUAGAGCACCGCCUAGAGGUGAAAACUUUAAAGACAAUUGCUAUAGUGCUUCGUAGUGAAAAGGCAGAGUAUCAGUGUUUCCUCUGCUGCAACGGAACCAACAUCUCUGUACCUGCCACGUACAGCAUUCACUCCGACCACUUUGGUUUCAAUUAUGGAACGGCUGAUAUCACCUGUCAGGUGCCUGAAACGUGCACAACACCAAUGCACGUGGCUAUCACCUCUCCAUCACCUCUAGGUAAAGCCUCACAGAAUGUCAAAGUCAUUCAACCGGUCAGAAAUCAACAGACUCGUGAUAAUUUUACUUAUGAUUUUACUGUCUGUAUUUCUGUCAUGUAUGAUUACACCAACGUUUUGGAACUGGUGCAGACCAUGGAAAUGUUCAAGAUACUCGGCAUCCAGAGGGUGGCCAUUUACAAGACGAACUGCGAUCCUAAUGUGCAGAAAGUGUUAGACUAUUAUGUCAUGCAGAAAUUUGUGGAGGUCAUCCCCUGGACCAUAUCAUCUCACCUCAAAGUGUCCAGAGGCUGGAAGAAUUGGGAGUCACCAGGCGAGCUGCAUUACUUCGGGCAAAUCCCGGCACUGAAUGACUGUGUUUAUCGCUACAUGUACCAGAGUCGCUAUGUAGCCCUGCAGGACUUGGAUGAAAUAAUCCUUCCCGUUCCUAAAGGUCUAGAGAACUGGACAGAACUCCUGCAUGAACUGGAAAGGAAAUACGGUCGAAAUGUGGGAUUUGAGUUUGAGAAUAAUUUUUUCCCACUCAUCAUCAAGGAAACAAACCCAGCUUAUUCACCAGAUUUAUGGAAGAAGGUCAUGGGUGUAAACAUUUUACAAUAUGUGAAAAAAUUAAGAAUUGACCCCACCACAUUCAACAACUUUAAAGUCAUUGUUAAUCCUCGUUCAGUGUAUAGCGCUUCUGUACAUGGUUUGCUGCAGUCUAAAGGAGGUACCAUCCGUGUGGACUCUAAUAUUGCCCACAUGUAUCAUUUCAGAAACAUGACAAUAAAUGUACCGGAAAAUUUCCUCUUACAGGACACACGACUUAGGGACUAUGCAGGCAGGCUGAUCCCUGCCAUUUCUAAUGUCCUCACAGAAGUGCUGGAUGUUCAAACAAUUUAAAAUUUCAGCAAUCAUAUUUCUGUUGUGUCUUGAGGUAAGAUGUGAGUCAACCUUUCCACAUUACUUAUUACAUAAUAAUUCACUAGAGGUCACAAAAUAGGAAACGGCAUGGACUCCAAGUUUGCUUGUGGCGAACAAGAGCAGCUAAAAGAAGAAAAACGAAUAAAUCUAAACAAAUUUUAAAUGCUGAAAUUGACACAUUAGCUAAAUCCCUUUGAUAUGUGAAGAAUUUAGUAUAAUUUGCACCAGGCUUGGCAAAACAAUAAUUUUUACACAGUUUUAAUUAUUAAACACAAGAAGUACAGUACCUAAUACUGGUGACACUUGUAAGAAGUAAUACAUACUGGGCAAUGUGUCCAUAAAAUUCAAUCUAUAUCAUAAUUACCAGACGUUCAUGGGUUUUAACCAUGAAGAUAAUUUAAGUUUAGAAGCACUUUAAUGAUUAUUGUUUUGAAAUGUUUGAAAUUGUAAUAAAAGUAAUAUAAAUGUGAGAUUUAUAAUGCUGGACCAUUUGAACCUUUUUUAUGUAUUUCCUUCCCAUUUUCCUCCCGAUUUAGUGCACUCAAUUCUGUCUUCCGCUGCUGAGAGAUACCAGAUUGCAUCCAAGGAGAGCAUGUCGCUGUACACGCCUCUUCCGACACGUGUACAGCGCUCCUCUUCUCGCCUCUGCAUUCUGCACAGGUUUCUCUUCUGCCAAUCAGGGUCCUUACACAGCGUAUGAAGAACCACCCACCCACACAUAGUCCUGCCCCCACCCUGGCCAGCUAUUAUCUGCUGCAGGCACUGCCAAGUAUGCCCGCCAGAUGGCGCCCAGGCAUGCUAGCAGAAUAUCUCGCUGCACCACCUGGGCGCUGAUCAUUUGAACCUUAUGCAUAUGAUAAUGUUGUUAUCUAUUGAUUAUUUUAUUUUAAAAAGUGUGUGCGUGUGUGUGUGUGCGCGUGUGUGUGUGUGCGUGCGUGUGUGUGUGUGCGUGCGUGCUGCAGUCAUAAAACCACACACUGCUUCUUUCAGUUUUCUAUUUGAUUGAAUCCUGUGAUAAUGCUGAGUUUUUUUUUAUUUAAAUAAAGAUUUUAUAUAUGUGUGUUUGUGUUUUUGCCUUGUGAUGGACUGGCAACCUGUCCAAGUGGUUUCUCACCUAGGAGGUUAAAGCGGUGCAACAGACAAUAAAUGAAUGAAUGAAA
This is a messenger RNA of Trichomycterus rosablanca, 2623 nucleotides long. RefSeq lists its product as uncharacterized. The transcript has 2 exons. Bases 96 to 1442 code for a protein of 448 amino acids. Gene Ontology annotation, cellular component: cytoplasm. The record is from RefSeq and is a predicted model, not a curated record. NCBI's taxonomy places the organism in Eukaryota, Metazoa, Chordata, Actinopteri, Siluriformes, Trichomycteridae. Gene Ontology annotation, molecular function: glycosyltransferase activity.